CACUCUCACAAGUCACAACACACCCAUUAUCUCGCACAGUGGUUGCUAACGAAGCUUUGGCCCCUCCCCUCCGCCACCAACGUCGAUCCGAACAUCUACCAUUUGCCGUUCAACAAAUGCUUGCCUCUUGCCUCCGAUUCGCACCGCUACGUUGCCUCUUGCAUCUGAUCGGCGUUGUUCCAUCGCCUCUCGCCUCUGAUUCACGUCGAGCCGUCGCCUCUCGUCUUUGAUUCGAGUUUCUCUUUGUGGGUCCUCUGAUUCCUUCACGUCCUCUAUCUCUAAGUAGACGUUGCGUCAAUCGAGAGUUCUCACUCAAACCAAGAGUUCUCACCUGAUCCCCUGCCACUGUUUAUCCGCCAUUGAGGUUCUGGCGUCAAUCGAGACUUCUUCACCAUCUGCUGUGCUGCUCGAGAUUUCUAUUUUGGCAAUUUCCUAAUUGAGUGCAUUGGAAAGCACUUUAAUUAUGAUAUAUAUGCAGUACAGUAUUCAUGACAAACUUUUGACCUGAAAUUUGCUUUUCGAGAUGGCCAAGGACCAACCAGUAUCUGUGAAAGAUGCAGUUUAUAAAUUGCAACUAUUCCUUCUUGAAGGCAUUCAAAGUGAAGACCAGUUGUUUGCAGCUGGAUCUUUGAUGUCAAGGAGUGAUUAUGAAGAUGUGGUAACUGAACGAUACAUCACAGACAUUUGUGGUUAUCCACUGUGCUCUAAUCCCUUGCCAUCUGAAUCUGAUCGCCCUCGGAAGGGUAGAUAUCAUAUUUCUUUGAAGGAGCAUAAGGUUUAUGAUCUACAUGAGACAUACAAGUAUUGUUCUUCCGGUUGUGUUGUUAAUAGUAAAUCUUUUGCUAUGAGCUUGCAAGAUAAGAGAUGCUCAGUUUUAGACCCGAAGAAACUUAAUGAUAUCUUUAGGUUGCUUGGGAAUGUGGAUGUGGAUGUUGGACCAGACAAAAAAGUUGGAAAGCCUGAAGAAUUAGGUUUGUCUGGCUUGAUAAUUCAGGAGAAAACAGAAACUAGCACGGGGGAUGUGCCUUUGGAGCAGUGGAUUGGCCCAUCAAAUGCUAUUGAAGGCUAUGUACCAAAACAAAGAGAUAGUGAUUUUAAGGGUUCCUCCCGGAAGUCUAUUAAAAAAGGGUCUAAAGCCAAUCAUGGCAAGAUGAGUGGCAGUAAAAAUUUGAUUAUCAAUGAGAUGGACUUCACCAGCACUAUAAUUACUCAAGAUGAGUAUAAUGUAUCUAAGCUGCCAGUGGAUCAAAAAGAGACAAAUUCAGAUUUUAAAAUUAAACCAUCAGAAAUGAAUCACGAAAAUCUAGAAAAUCAAUUAGAAAAUCUGAAAUCAUCAUCUCAUCCUUUGAAGAUUAAUUCUGAAAGGACAUUGGAGCAGCCAACAGGAGUUGAUGAUAAAAUUGUCAGGGACAGUGAUCAUGAAAUUCAAGAGCUGUCUUCAUCAUUUAGAAUCGCUCUUAACAUAGGUAUGUCAGAUGGAGAUGAGGAACAAAAUGCCAAGGAAAUCACCGGAUCAUCUAAACAAAUGCUCAAAUCUUCUGUUAAACAAUUGGGCAAAAGUGGUGUUGAGCACCAUGACCCUGUAUUAGAAAGACAAUUUGAAGUUGAACAAAAUGAAUUCGAAGAGAAAUCAGUGCAACUGAAUGGGGAAAAGAGUAAAGUUGCCACUAAUGGCAAUACUUCUGCUUCCAAUAUAGAUGCUGCAAAUGCUGAAGAGAAACUUGCAGAGAAAGAAACCAGGUUGAGCAAGAAUAAACUCAAGUCCUCUCUUAAAAAAUCUGGUGAAAAGAAGCUAAGUCGUUCUGUUACCUGGGCUGAUGAAAGAAGGGACAGUUCUGGGAGCAAGAAUCUUUGUGAAUUUAAGGAAAUGAGAGAUGUAAAAGAAUCUUCAGUAGGUAGUACACAUAUAGUUGAUGAUGAAGCUACUUUGCGUCAUGCCUCAGCAGAAGCCUGUGCAAUUGCUUUGAGCCAGGCAUCAGAAGCAGUUGCCUCUGGAGGAUCUGAUGUCGCUGAGGCUGUUUCUGAAGCUGGUAUAAUUAUAUUGCCAAGUCCUCAAGAUCCUGGUGAAGAACAAACUAUAGAUCAAGUUGAUGCAAUAGAAAAGGAUUUAGUUUCUCUAAAAUGGCCUAGAAAGCCUGGAAUUUCAGACAAUGAUUUGUUUGACAUGGAAGAUUCAUGGUAUGAACCUCCACCAGAGGGUUUCAGUUUGACUUUGUCACCUUUUGCGAUGAUGUGGAAUGCUCUAUUUUCAUGGAUAACAUCAUCUUCUCUGGCACAUAUAUAUGGAAGGGAUGAAAGUUUUCAUGAAGAAUAUCUAACAGUUAAUGGGCGAGAAUAUCCCUGUAAAGCUGUCUUAGCUGAUGGUCGGUCGUCUGAAAUAAAACAAGCUCUUGCGAGUUGUCUUGCUCGAGCUUUACCUGGACUUGUUGCUGAUCUUAGGUUGCCAACACCGAUAUCUACCUUGGAGAAAGGGAUGGAACGCUUGCUGGAUACAAUGUCAUUUAUGGAUGCGCUUCCAGCAUUCAGAAUGAGACAAUGGCAAGUGGUUGGUCUUCUGUUCAUUGAAGCGUUGUCUGUCUGUAAAAUACCUGUUCUUAUCUCGUACAUGACAGAUAGGAGGAUCUUUCUUCCCAAGGUGUUAGAUGGUUCCCAGUUAGGAAUGGAAGAGUAUGAGUAUUUGAAGGAUCUCAUAAUGCCACUUGGUCGAGCACCUAAUUUUUCUGCUCAAAGUGGAGCCUGAAAUGGAUUUAUCAAUCACCUUUGGACUGUUUGACGGCUUGAGCCUCUUGAUGGAAAAAUUUGCUGCGACUUGUAAUAACGUUGGGACAGUUUGGUGCCUAUGAUUCAAUCAAAGAAAAGUUGGCCUGCAUAUUCUGAAAAUUUGUUUUCUGUAGGGCGGAGAAAAAUGGAAGCUUGUGAUCUGUUGUGGUUAUUUAAACCUCGACUUAGGGUCAUAUUGAAAGAAUAGAAUGAUCAAAUGGUACUCCAAAAGGAAAAUUAGCAAAAAUUGUUCGGUGGCUUGCAAAGAAAAUGGCAUUUCCUCAGUCUUUUAAAUAAGUUAUAUGUAUGACUUAACAUUAGAUGUUUUUGCAUUGUGGAAACUCUGAAGUGCCUGUUUCUUUUUGCUAAUAUAGAAUCAAUAUUGAAUUACAA
Molecule: messenger RNA, 3153 nt
Organism: Prosopis cineraria
Lineage: Eukaryota; Viridiplantae; Streptophyta; Magnoliopsida; Fabales; Fabaceae
Product: putative RNA polymerase II subunit B1 CTD phosphatase RPAP2 homolog
Exons: 9
Coding region: 524-2740 (738 amino acids)
Cellular component (GO): nucleus; cytoplasm
Molecular function (GO): RNA polymerase II CTD heptapeptide repeat phosphatase activity; RNA polymerase core enzyme binding
Source: RefSeq, a predicted model, not a curated record